AUGAUGAAACUUCCACUGCUUAUAUGUGCCCUCCAAACCUGUAUUAAAGGCCAAGCCAUUUCUGAAUGCUGCGCCACCGAUCUCGAAUGCCUAUGCACCCAUCCAAGCACAAUCCAACCAUUCUUCGCCGCCUUUACGAAAUGUAUCCUCCGGAAGUGCGAUCCUGGUGAGCAGUACGAGUUUAUGUCCAUCUUCGAAGCAACCUGUAUCCGAUUAAACAUAACAAGCCCCCAUUCAACCGAAGCCCCGAGCCUAUCCGAGAAGCAGAACCAUGUCGUCACUUUGAGUCUGUCUAAGAGAAUAGGGAGAGUGUUGGUAGACACUUCUUCGGUCCUAACAGCGAGCCCCAAGUCUUCGCAACUACCAGGUUUCAUCUCCGCGCCUGCUGUAUCUUCCAUGCCCAUGCCUACGCUACCAGACCUACCACCAUCCGUACCCACGCCAACGCCGACUCCUACAUCCAUGGAUCUGUCGAUCGAAACACUCCAAAUCGACACCGCUCCGUCUCCGAUGCCGACUCCAGCGACCGAUUUGCCGACUACUACAGGCGCUCUGUCAAGGGAAGGAAAUGCUACGAUACCUGCUAUUACAUCGUUCUCAGCGUCUGUGCAUGCGUCGCAUACCACGGGUGCACCUCACUCUACUUCGGAUAGUUUGGAAGUGAAGCCACUGCAGUUUGUGGUUCUGAUGGUUGUCAUGGGGGUUGUGGCGUUGGUUUCGCCUGUGUUUGGAUGA
This is a messenger RNA of Lindgomyces ingoldianus, 735 nucleotides long. RefSeq lists its product as uncharacterized. The record is from RefSeq and is a predicted model, not a curated record. The transcript has 3 exons. Lineage: Eukaryota; Fungi; Ascomycota; Dothideomycetes; Pleosporales; Lindgomycetaceae. Bases 1 to 735 code for a protein of 244 amino acids.